AUGGCUCUCAGAUUACUUCAGCUCUCAGCAAUGGCGCUUCUCGCCAGCCGUGCCGUUUCUCGGUCUCAACCCCAUAUCCAACAGAUCGUGAUCCCCGCUCACCGUAACGAAAAUGCCACUUCAGUUGUCCAGUAUACUUCUGGCCGCGAAGGCUUCGACGCACCCAAGGUUCACCCCGUGAACGCGACCACAUAUGACUGGUGGUAUUUUGACGCUGUCCAACAGCCGGUUCAGGGAGACGACGGCUCGCAGGCUCAGGCGCAUGUCGCUUUCACCUUUUAUACUCUCGGCUCGGAUUCAUUUGAAGUUUUGACCGGACAGUUUCCCAAUGGUCUUCCGAGCGGCAAUAUGGUCCAGAUAACCCUCGCUUGGCCGAACGGCACCAUUGACCUUCCAAUCGACCUGCCGGCUGGAGACGCGAUCAUCUUUGUCGAGGGAGAUGGAUCCAGCGGUAAUUUUACCGGGACUGGGUGCUCCUGGAAGGGCACUCAGGAUUUGUCGGCUUAUGUGGUGCACAUCAAUGUGCCGGAGCAUGAGAUUAAUGGUACCUUGUACAUAAGAUCAGACGCACCGCCGCACUAUGCUUGCGGUCCAGCUGAGGAGGGUCAAAACCUGCACUUGGCCCCUGGCGCAGGCUGGGCAAACGCGAUUCCAGGUGGACCUGCUUUUGCCGAUUUCACGAUCCGGGGCGAAAAGCUCAGGUUCAAUGGUCGAGGCUACCACGACAAGGCAAGUAACUUCGGCAGCGAACCGUUUCAAAACGCCCUCGCCGUGUCCCACUGGGGUCAUGGCACACUGGGAGAAUACAACAUCGUCUGGUAUGACUCGUUGACUCCGAACGGCGAUGAGGUGGUUUCGGCGUACGUCUCCAAGAAUGGCGACAUCUUGACAACAAGCUGCGAGCCUGGUGCUAUUGAAGUGAGACCAUACGGAGAUAACUCAACAUAUCCGCCGACUUCGUCACUCGAGCCAGCGACAGGUUUUAGGAUCAAUGCCACACUUCCCGAAGGACAACUGGAGUUGGAGGCACAAUAUAUAUAUAUUGUCUUGAUGGACGGUCGGUACUACCAACGAUUCACCGGGAACAUCACCGGGACGCUGAAUGGAAAUGACCUUCCUGACGGAACGGGGCUCUGGGAGCAGUUCUUCUUCAACAACAUCGAGUAA
Messenger RNA from Aspergillus mulundensis, 1167 nucleotides. RefSeq lists its product as uncharacterized. The record is from RefSeq and is a predicted model, not a curated record. The coding region runs from base 1 to 1167 and encodes 388 amino acids. The transcript has 3 exons. Lineage: Eukaryota; Fungi; Ascomycota; Eurotiomycetes; Eurotiales; Aspergillaceae.